AUGAUCGAAGAGUUGGUGAGGUCCAAGUUGAACGAUGCCCACAAGGAUUUAGGAGAUUUGAAGAGUUUAAUAAAUUACGACGGUGAAGUUUGCAGGUGGGGAAGAGGAGGAGGAUACAAUGCUGGUUGUACAAACAAAUUUGUUGCAUAUUCUGGAAAGAACAAUAUCGCUAGUGGGCCUUACAUAAAUGAGAUCAGGUAUUCUGACAGCAACAAACUUCAUUGCGGUAAUGUGCAUACUCACAACUAUAACAACUACUUGGAACAAAUAAACAAAUUUGAUUUACCGCACAUGUCUCAAAGAAACAAAUAUACUCGAUCGUUUUCUGUAGAACCAAGACCUGUUCUACCCAGCAAAUCGUUUCAGUCAAGUUUCAAAAGAUCCCUAUCAUGCCACCAGCCAAGAUUUUACGAUCUCGAAUUAUCUUCAUCGCCAAUAUUUCACACCACAUCUUACACAUCUUCAAAUAAAUUUCAUCCAGCGACCGAGAAUCAAAGUUACACUCCCAAGAGAGCUUUCGAUAGAUAUUUGAUCCAACCACCAAAGACAUUUUACAACUAUCAGGAGGACACUUGUUAUUCGAAUACCAACAAAUACAAACCACAUCAACACAUCUCAAAUUUUGUUUAUCCCGGAAAGUUUUUUUUCCACAAGCCCAGUCCCAUUCAUUUUUUGGAGUAUUACAGCUGUUCACCUCCUCCUCAUCCAAAAAGCAACGUGGAGUCUCUGAAUUUGAUCACAAGAGCACUGGACAACAGAGGUCGUAUCAGCAAAAUUUGCAGCCCCAAAACUGAUGCAAGAUCAUUAUCCGCUUCCAGGGCUGAAGAACUGUCCCCAUCCUGGCCCCCUUUAUUUCAAUCUCGCCAAUCUCUUUCACAGCAGCAGUUAUAUACACCUCCACAACUGUCGCCAUCUCGUUCUCACAAAAUUAUUGGAUCUGCAGUUGACGAAGAUAGCGAUGAUGCUGAUUUCAACUUAUUAAAAUUAACCGCACGUAGACACCAUUCAACUAAUUAUUUUCCUCACCACCAAUCACCUUACUACCCAUCCGUGUCAUCUCCCAAACUUCGUCCGCCUCCUCCCCUUAUAACUGAUUCCUUGCAUCCUUUAAGAAAGUUUUCGCCGUAUUUUCGUCAUGCAGUCAUCCAGCCCAGUCUUCCUGAAGUGUCUGCACCUGCCUACCCGCCAGCAGUUGGUGCUCAUCACGACACUCUUCAUACCACCGGUGAUCGCUUCAUCAACAUUGCCACCAGCAGUGACGUCAACUCAAAUAUUGGUGCUGCCGAUUCGUACAGCUUAUACACGCACACACCAUCAUUGCAUGUUGGAUAUGAUGAUGACGAGGAACUAUAUCCAUACACCGAUCAUCAUCACUCUCAACAAUCCCUCAAACAAUCCAUCCAAUCCAUCAAACAAUAUCAAAUUGCUAAACAUUCAACCGACAAUUUCAACUACUACAAGCAAAUGUUCCGAAGAAAACAGCAUACUCCCAGUGUUAAUGACGCACGCCACACACCUCACAACACACAAAACUUCCUGUACAGCAACUACAACCAAGUUAGCCAGCCGGCCACUAUUGAAUCCCAGAAGAGUCCACCCAACUACCCUUCUUACAACACGAGAUAUGAUGAUGGAUACUUCUUCGAUGAUAGUUCCAGGAACCUUAUCAUCAGUCCUCCAACAAGAGUAACAAAACCAGUGACUUAUUUGAAGAGAUUCGGAGGAACAAAUGAAGCUGUUUUUGUGUCCAAAUAUGAUUUCCAACAUUAAAAAUCAACUCAAUAGUAAUAAUUAAUCAUCUUAAAUGUUUUCUCUCUGGCAUUGGUUUUAAAAAACCCACGUAAACAUCUGUUACAAUCCGGAAGAUAUAGUAAAGAAAUUGUGAUAGCGUCUAAGCAACAAUCCAUCAUCAUCAUAUGCAUAUAACAACAGCGUUAGCAUCAGCCAACAAACAUGAACAACGUCCACCCUACAACACCGACAACACCACAUCAAUCCAAUGAAAUCGUCGAUGUCAACCCAUCGUCAAACAAAUCAACGUUAAUAUUCAUAUCACCAAUGGUCCAAAGUUUUAUUUCGAAUCAAAAACUCAAUUAUUUAUCGCAACAUCAUAAUAAGACCACAUUCACAAACAUCACUACACUUUCUUCGUUGGUAGCUAGCUAUUCGAACAUUUAAGUUGCAUAACAAAGAAUUAAUUCAACAAUGAAUGACACAUUUACGCCAUAUUUAAAUUUCACAUUUCGAUUUUAUGGUCCAUUGUUUAUUUUCCGUGCAGUUCAGGUGUUUAGAUAACUUUGAAUUAUUUCUGUCUAAAAAUAUCUUACAGUUUUUAAUAAAAAUUUAUUCGAU
Messenger RNA from Helobdella robusta, 2352 nucleotides. RefSeq lists its product as hypothetical. The coding region runs from base 1 to 1770 and encodes 589 amino acids. The transcript has 4 exons. The record is from RefSeq and is a predicted model, not a curated record. NCBI's taxonomy places the organism in Eukaryota, Metazoa, Annelida, Clitellata, Rhynchobdellida, Glossiphoniidae.